UGUCCAAAGUCAGUAACUCAUUUGUUGAUAAACGUCAGUGUUGAUAUUUACAAACAUAUUUUAUUUUUUUAAGUAUAAAUAUAAAAAAAUAAAUUUAUUCAUCAAAAUGAAGCCUACCCAAGUAGCUGAUGAAAUGUUUCCUGAAGGUGCUGGUCCAUACAUGGACCUUGAAGAGGCUGGAGGAUCCAGUGGACUUCUAAUGGAUUUAGCAGCCAACGAAAAAGCAGUUCAUGCUGAUUUCUUCAACGAUUUCGAUGACCUGUAUGACGAUAAUGAUCUCGCAUAAAUAUGCCAUUAAUUUAAAUAAAAAUUAAUUUUAUUUGAUACUGGGUGAUUAUAAUAAAUAAAAUAAAUCAGGUA
Messenger RNA from Microplitis demolitor, 360 nucleotides. Its product is annotated as COP9 signalosome complex subunit 9. Gene Ontology annotation, biological process: negative regulation of protein neddylation. The record is from RefSeq and is a predicted model, not a curated record. Bases 107 to 286 code for a protein of 59 amino acids. The transcript has 3 exons. Lineage: Eukaryota; Metazoa; Arthropoda; Insecta; Hymenoptera; Braconidae.